CUCACUUGACCACACAUGCUACAGAUAGCAGAUGACACACUGACUACACUAUUUUUGUUCCUUGCAGACCACCCAGACUUCCCCCCCUACAACCUGGGCCCACCCCCCUCGGGCCCCCCUCCCGGCUCCUGGGACCCCGGGCGCAGACAGGAGAACGAUGAAUACGACUUCUUCCACCCUCCGGGCCCUCCGAUGAACAGGGGCUCAGAGAGCGACUUCUCCAGUGACAGUGAGCAGGAGUAUCAGAGAAGACAACACAGCAGAGAGAGAACCCGGGAAAGAGAACCACGGGAGUACCGGGACAGAGAUCGGGAGAGAGAGAGGGAUAGAGACAGGGACAGAGAAAGGGAUAGACGACGGGAAGAGCGCGACAGAGGGCGGGAGAGAGAGCGCGACCGUAGCCGUGACCGCGAGCGAGAACGGAGGCACAGAGACAGAGACCGAGAGAGCAACAGACGAACCGAAGAGACAGAGGAAAGCAAGGACAGACAUCGGUCAUCCAGGAGGAGACACCACGAUGACGGUGAGAAAGAUUCCUCCGAACACCGCAGCUCCAGACACAAGCGCAGCAAGCACUCCAAACGCUCCAAGGAGCGGGAAACCUCCAAAACGGAGGAGUCGACUGAAGGGGAGGCGCCACCCCCUGCAGAGGGGGGUGCAGGGGAGGAGGAACCAAUGGAGUCCUAGUAGAAACCAGUAGACAACUCUACAACUCAUCCUCCUACGCACGGACCCCAACCGGCUAAUCGCCUAUGAGGGGAUCCUGCUAUCUGAAGGGCCACCCCCGGUUACUGUGAGCGUCGCCACAAACCAGCUGUCUGCCAAUCAGAGAAUAGGCUUUCAGUUUUCAAAAGGGAUCUCACAAAGGCCUGAUUGGGCGCUGAUUGCCUGUUUCCCAUAUAAGGGUAAGCUCAUUAAUAUUUAUAAGCAGGGCGGUCAGUAACCGGGGGUGGCCCUUCAGAUAGCAGGGUCCCAACAUAGGGUAUUAGCCGGUUGGGGACUGUGCGUAGGAGGAUGUCUACAACUAUACUGUUUAACAUAGAAAGUGGAUGUUUGCCAGUUAUGUGAAUGUUAAAACAACAUUUGAUCUCAACAUCAAGAAUUCAAAUCAAGAUGUGUACUCAUAUGUUAAACUCAUGACUGCUACUCUCAACUUAUAUACUAGAAAUAAUGAAGUGUAAUAGAAAAACAGAAUUGAAUAGAAAACAUGUAUCCCCAGGAGUUUUUGUACUUUUAUGUACUGUGUCACUGUGCUUUCUUUUAUGACUUUAAAAGUAUAUUGGAAACACAACAAUGGAAAGACUUAUUAAGGUCAAUGGAGCUUCUCAUUUUGGGUUUCAUUUGUAGUCCUAAUAUUUCAGCCUGGUGUUGGUGUAAUGAAGGUGUAAUGUUGGUGUUAUAACGUCCUUGGUGUAACGGUUAGGGUGUUUGACCCAGAACCCAGGUUCUUGGUUUGAAGCCCCUGAUAUGCCACCCAUGUUGUGUCCUUAGGAAAGGCACUUUACAUGACUUCCCUCAUUAAACCCAGGUGUACAAAAUGUUUUUGAUUUUGGUUGGGGAGGUACAGGGCAGUGGUAGGAGAGGGAUGGGCUCCACCUUCUAAUGCUGUGCAGUAGACACAGUGGAUAACAACCCUGCUACCCCUGCAGCCACAAAAAGGCUAUAGCACUACAUUUUACCUUUUUUACCUUUUGGCUAACGAAUUUAUAACACAAUAGUAAUGUGUCAUAUUUUGGUGUACUAGGGACAAUGAUAGCACAAGAAGAGAACUAUCUUGUUGGACCACUUGUUGCUGUUGUUCAGUAAAGUUUAUUUUCAUUUCUCCACAUCAUGAAA
Branchiostoma floridae (Florida lancelet) is the source of this 1836-nucleotide messenger RNA. RefSeq names its product U1 small nuclear ribonucleoprotein 70 kDa-like. The coding region runs from base 16 to 687 and encodes 223 amino acids. NCBI's taxonomy places the organism in Eukaryota, Metazoa, Chordata, Leptocardii, Amphioxiformes, Branchiostomatidae. The transcript has 4 exons. The record is from RefSeq and is a predicted model, not a curated record.